AUGCUAGCGAGGGAUUUGACGAGAGUUGGACUGGAGAUAGCAGAUGCUUGCCUCGUGUUAGCAAAUAAGUAUUCCAAUGAUCCAGACGCAGAGGAUGCUACCAACAUCAUGAGGGUCAUAUCAAUCAAAAACAAUUGUGCUCACAUCAAGGUGAUUGUCCAGCUAAUGCAAUAUCACAACAAGACCUACCUACUCAACAUCCCCAGCUGGGAUUGGCGACGGGGUGACGAUGCAAUCUGCGUGGCGGAGCUGAAACUGGGCUUUCUGGCACAGAACUCUCUGGCCCCGGGCUUCUCCACCCUCCUGGCCAACCUCUUCACGAUGCGCACCUAUCGCCGGACCGAGAACCUCCAGCCCAACUGGCUGAAUGACUACAUGGAGGGUGCCGGCAUGGAAAUGUACACUGAGGUGUUCUCGCCCGCCUUUGAGGGCAUGACCUUUGGCGCGGCGGCUGAACUCUGCUUCAUUCGCCUUCGCCUACUCCUGAUUGCCGUCAGCUGCAAGGACGAUGAGGACAAUAACCUGAUCACCAUCAAUCCGGGCGUACGUUACCGUGUUUUAUAG
Messenger RNA from Dibothriocephalus latus, 564 nucleotides. The record is from the annotation of a GenBank genome assembly. Lineage: Eukaryota; Metazoa; Platyhelminthes; Cestoda; Diphyllobothriidea; Diphyllobothriidae.